AUGGAAAAUCAGUAUGUACGAAAAAGAGAAGAUAUUGAAGAACAAAAAGUAAUUAAAGGAGGAAACCUUGAAACCGCAUUGCCUGUUUCCAAUCGACAGCCUAAUCCACAGUUGGUUCCUAUUCGUCCACCGUCUUUAGACCCUGAAUCUUCGAAAACGAGAGUUUCUAAAAUAAUGAGACAUGCUAAUUUUUCAACGAUACCUCCAAAGUCAAGUUUAACAAAAUUUCAUACAGGCUUUCAUGGAGAAUUAAGUAGUAGUUAUGUAAAACUAGAAACGAAAAAUCCUUCCAACGGAGGCAAUAAGACCAGUCAAAUUACUACAGGAACGGUUUCCUCAAUUAUGCCACCGGCAAAUAUUUCGACCGUCUCCACUUCGGAUAUCGCUCCAAUGACACCCAUGGCUCCUCCUCAUACAACUGCUCCUACAUACAUUAAGGUCUUUCCCGCAGAAAAAACGGUAAAAGUUACGAAUAAGUCUAAACUUGUUAAAUUUUCACCAAAGACAACAGCAGAUGAUGAUGAAUCCGCAGUCGAAUCCAAAGUGCCAACAAAAUAUGAAAUCAUUAAUGGUGAUGAAAAAACUAAAGGAACAACAUCAAAGAAACGAAAGUUAGAGAAUGAGUCGUUAAAUGAAAAAAGAUUCGCUUGUCCGAUAUGCAACAGACGUUUUACGCGUAAAUUCAACAUGCAGACUCACCAACUUACUCAUGAAGUUGAUCGAGUGAAACCUUUUCUUUGUAGUUAUCCGGAUUGUGAACAUCGUUUCACGAGAAAACACGAUCUUAAGCGUCAUAUAUACGGUAUUCAUGAACUUCCUGAACACGAAUUUAAAUGUUUUAAUUGUAGUAGAACCUUCACUAGAAAAGAUGCUUGUAAGAGGCAUUCACUUACAUGUCAUUUAUUUGAGGAAAUUCCCGAAUAUGAAAUUCAAGAAAGAAGGAGGCGUAGACCUACUUCAAAGACCAAAUAUGCCAAAUAUGAUCGGGAAAUUAGUUUUGGACAACAAGGUACGCGUUAUGUUGUUUCAACAAAUAAUUUUGUGGAUGGAUUGGAAAAUAAAAUCUACUUUUUCAAUAUGUCGACAGCAAUCACAACUUUAGAUCAACGUGCCUUGUCUUCAAAUACCAUGAAACAUUCAACAGAGGACUUAGUUAAUUCUUUAGAUUUUGAAAGUUCUUCAUCAUCAACAAUUGAAACAGUGGAUAAUUUGAUGGAUGAACCGAUGCCUGAAGAAUCGAUCGAUCAAAUGUUUGAGGGAGAUAUUAAUGGUAAAAUGUGA
Molecule: messenger RNA, 1281 nt
Organism: Funneliformis geosporum
Lineage: Eukaryota; Fungi; Glomeromycota; Glomeromycetes; Glomerales; Glomeraceae
Source: the annotation of a GenBank genome assembly